Molecule: messenger RNA, 2689 nt
Organism: Struthio camelus australis
Lineage: Eukaryota; Metazoa; Chordata; Aves; Struthioniformes; Struthionidae
Source: RefSeq, a predicted model, not a curated record
GCAGGAAUAUGGUACAUUUGUUGCUGUGCAGCUGGAUGUUGCUGAAUAGCGUUUCCAUGAGCUUGCUGUUCAAUCUUUUUGUUCAGAAUGGCAAAGAACCCUAAUUUUCAGGAAGUUGCUCAUCUUCCCACAGGCUGCAUCCACUAUAAAUCUUCAGACAGCUUUACUGGCUACCAAUAUCACCAUCCCUCCAAGAUGAGUAACAGCCAUCCACUCCGCCCUUACACAGCUGUGGGUGAGAUUGACCAUGUUCACAUUCUAUCAGAGCACAUCGGUGCUCUAAUGAACGGGGAAGAAUAUAGUGAUGUUACCUUUAUUGUAGAAAAGAAACGUUUUCCUGCGCACAGAGUGAUCCUGGCUGCUAGGUGCCAUUAUUUCAGAGCAUUAUUGUAUGGCGGAAUGAGAGAAUCUCAGCCUGAAGCAGAAAUUCCUCUUCAGGACACCACUGCAGAAGCAUUUACCAUGCUGCUGAAAUAUAUUUACACUGGUCGUGCCACACUACGAGAUGAGAAAGAGGAGGUCCUCCUAGACUUCCUAAGCCUAGCACAUAAAUAUGGAUUCCCAGAACUGGAGGAUUCCACAUCUGAGUAUCUUUGCACCAUACUUAAUAUUCAGAAUGUUUGUAUGACCUUUGAUGUUGCCAGUCUUUAUUCACUUCCAAAAUUAACUUGUAUGUGCUGUAUGUUCAUGGAUAGAAACGCCCAAGAGGUGCUGUCUAGUGAAGGCUUCUUAUCACUUUCUAAGGCUGCUCUUCUGAAUAUUGUACUGAGGGAUUCAUUUGCAGCUCCUGAGAAGGACAUUUUCCAAGCUUUGAUGAAUUGGUGUAAACAUAACCCCAAGGAAAACCAUGCUGAAAUCAUGCAAGCAGUGCGUUUGCCACUAAUGAGUCUAACAGAACUGCUAAAUGUUGUAAGGCCUUCUGGAUUAUUGUCACCUGAUGCCAUCCUAGAUGCCAUUAAAAUUCGUUCUGAAAGUCGGGACAUGGACCUCAACUACAGGGGCAUGUUAAUACCAGGGGAAAAUAUUGCAACAAUGAAGUAUGGAGCCCAGGUUGUAAAAGGGGAGCUGAAGUCCGCUUUAUUAGAUGGGGACACUCAGAACUAUGACUUGGAUCAUGGAUUUUCUCGACAUCCGAUCGAUGAUGAUUGCCGUUCUGGUAUUGAAAUUAAACUAGGCCAGCCAUCAAUAAUCAACCAUAUAAGGAUACUCCUAUGGGACAGAGACAGUCGGUCUUACUCCUACUACAUUGAGGUGUCCAUGGAUGAGUUGGACUGGAUUCGAGUGAUCGAUCACUCGAAGUACCUCUGUCGGUCCUGGCAGAAGCUGUACUUUCCUGCCCGUGUCUGCAGGUAUAUCCGAAUUGUUGGGACCCACAACACAGUGAACAAAGUUUUCCAUAUUGUGGCAUUUGAAUGCAUGUUUACCAACAAAACCUUUACUCUUGAGAAAGGUCUGAUAGUUCCCACUGAGAAUGUUGCAACAAUUGCAGACUGUGCCAGUGUGAUUGAGGGUGUAAGCCGAAGUCGCAAUGCCUUGUUGAAUGGAGACACAAAAAACUAUGACUGGGAUUCUGGGUAUACGUGCCAUCAGCUUGGGAGUGGAGCUAUUGUAGUACAGCUGGCACAGCCCUACAUGAUUGGAUCAAUACGGUUGCUACUUUGGGACUGUGAUGAUCGAAGCUACAGCUACUACAUUGAGGUUUCAACAAAUCAGCAGCAAUGGACCAUGGUGGCUGAUCGUACAAAAGUUUCCUGCAAGUGAUGAAAAUCAAGCAUACGUUCUAAUGUGGUCUGGAAAGGCUGGUGAAAGAGAACUUGACAUGUGCUUUUACUGUCUAUAAAGGACAGGAUAUUGAUGAACAGAAAUCUUGACUUCUAUCUCUAGCCCUGGGGAAAGACUAAAGGAGAUUUAAUCAUUCUCAAAGGCAUCUCAGUGCAGUGGAUAAGAUAGAUCUUUUUGUCUGCCCCCAACAGCAGGAACACUAAAAGGCCAAAAUCGGGCGGGAGGCCGGGGAGCUUCUUUUUACACUUGUUCCUUGUACGCAUUCAUAAGGCAUAGCAGUCAAAAGAAAAGUAUGCACAGUGCAGAUGGAAUUGCUUAUUGGCUGCCAAGUUCAAGUAUCUACUGACCAUAUUCAAACCAAACCUUUUUGAAAGCCUUAAUCUUGGACAAGCAUGGGAAAGUAGAGGUAGCUGCUGCUUUGUGAUAUACUUCAAGAUCCUGAUUCAAAACAUAGGUACUCUAGAAAGUAAUAGCUGCAGGAACUACUUUUAUAUCAAUUAGGGAAUUGUAUUUCCCCUGAUUUUGUGCUCUGACACACAAGCAUCCAGGUUAGAAAAUGCCAGUCCUAACACUUUAGGUCUUAACAGGGUCAGGUAGUGGGAAACGUGUAAUAUUAAGCAUAGCCCUCAUAGCACUGUCUGUAAUUAUCUGUGCUAAAUAAAUUCAAAGACCUAGUCCUAAAGCUGGCAAUUACAAAAGCUCAGUGGGCACCAGAAAAAUUGAGGUCAUUGAGGAUUAAAAAAUUACAAAGAAAAAUAAGCAAUUUGAAAAAUCUUUUUUCUCUUUGAAAGUUUCCUACUCUAUCCAGUUAUAUUUAAUGCUAUAUUACCUGUAACUGGUAGAAGUUAAAAGGUUUGUGCCAUUCUCCCUCCAUUCUCCAUUUUCAGGCAGUUUCUUUACAUUUAAC